This is a messenger RNA of Daldinia childiae, 1386 nucleotides long. Its product is annotated as Histone acetyltransferase type B subunit 2. NCBI's taxonomy places the organism in Eukaryota, Fungi, Ascomycota, Sordariomycetes, Xylariales, Hypoxylaceae. Gene Ontology annotation, cellular component: cytoplasm; nucleus; Rpd3L-Expanded complex. Gene Ontology annotation, molecular function: histone binding. Gene Ontology annotation, biological process: regulation of gene expression. The record is from RefSeq and is a predicted model, not a curated record. The coding region runs from base 1 to 1386 and encodes 461 amino acids. The transcript is spliced from 7 exons.
AUGGCUCCAGGCCCUGUUGUCGAGGAUGUCGAAGUAGAAGUGGACAUAGCCCAGGACUAUGAUGAAGACGAAGAGCAGAGACUCAUCAAUGAAGAGUACAAGACGUGGAAAAAGAAUUCACCCUUUCUCUAUGAUAUGAUCUUGAGCACCGCUCUAACAUGGCCUACUCUCACGGUUCAGUGGUUUCCCGACGUAAAGGAACCUGAGGGAAAGAACUGCCGUAUCCACCGAGUCCUAAUCGGAACGCAUACCUCUGAGGGCAAGCCGAAUCAUCUCCAGAUUGCCCAAGUCGAGAUACCUAAGUCGGUUCGCCCUAAUGCAAACGACUAUGAUGACGAGCGGGGCGAAAUCGGUGGCUACGGCAAAUCUCCGUCUACAGAUGUUACCACAGCCAUGAAAUGGAGCAUCGUACAGAAGAUCGACCACCCUGGCGAGGUCAAUAAGGCCCGUUACUGCCCUCAGAAUCCCGACCUGAUCGCGACAUUAGCUGUCGACGGUAGAAUCCUUAUCUUCGAUAGAACUAAGCAUAGCUUCGAGCCCAACGGUAAGGUUAAUCCUCAAAUUAGCCUUGAAGGCCAUAAGCAAGAGGGGUUUGGUCUCAACUGGAAUCCUCAUUCUGAAGGCGCUUUAGCGUCAGGAAGCGAGGAUCAGACCGUCUGUCUUUGGGACCUUAAGUCGCUACAGAAUGGCAGCACAACCCUCGGUCCUUCUCGCCGGUUCACUCAUCACACUAACAUUGUUAAUGAUGUUCAAUAUCAUCCUAUCUCCAAAAACUUCAUUGGUAGUGUAUCUGACGAUUUAACUCUACAAAUCAUGGAUGUGAGACAGCCGUCUAAUACUCAAUCAUCUUUGGUUGCCAAAGAUGGGCAUAGCGAUGCCAUUAACUCACUAGCAUUCAACCCGUCGACCGAGGUUCUCGUGGCGACCGCAUCUGCUGACAAGACUAUCGGCAUCUGGGACCUUCGUAACGUAAAGGAAAAGGUCCAUACGUUGGAGGGCCACCAAGACGCGGUCACCUCUCUUUCCUGGCAUCCUCACGAAGCAGGCAUUCUGGGCAGUGCUAGUUACGACCGACGAAUCAUCUUCUGGGAUCUAAGUAGAGUUGGUGAGGAGCAACAACCGGAUGAUCAAGAAGAUGGACCUCCUGAACUUUUGUUUAUGCACGGCGGUCACACUAAUCAUCUUGCCGAUUUCAGCUGGAAUUUGAAUGACCCUUGGCUCGUAGCAAGCGCUGCUGAGGAUAAUAUGCUCCAGAUCUGGAAGGUUGCUGAUUCUAUCGUUGGAAAAGACGAAGCCGAUCUUCCGUUGGAUGAACUUGGACAUGGCGGGUUUUCGGGAUCAACAGAUGAAAGAAGAGGAGGCGAGCAUACCCAUACGGCCUAUUAG